Aaosphaeria arxii CBS 175.79 is the source of this 2163-nucleotide messenger RNA. RefSeq lists its product as uncharacterized. Gene Ontology annotation, cellular component: nucleus. The record is from RefSeq and is a predicted model, not a curated record. The coding region runs from base 154 to 2082 and encodes 642 amino acids. Lineage: Eukaryota; Fungi; Ascomycota; Dothideomycetes; Pleosporales. Gene Ontology annotation, biological process: regulation of DNA-templated transcription; DNA-templated transcription. Gene Ontology annotation, molecular function: zinc ion binding; DNA binding; DNA-binding transcription factor activity, RNA polymerase II-specific. The transcript is spliced from 5 exons.
UCCCGAGAGAACGAGCGAACGAGCGCGUCUCAUCCUGCGCACUCAAGCCGGAUACCCGCUCGUACUUGAUGCCUAGGCGCGCUACUGACUAUUGCUACUAUCCUUCUUGCCGAUUCGGAGCUGGUGGAAAGGGGGCAUGCGAUUGAGGAAGUAAUGGCCGGAGACGUGGUGGGCCGAGAGCUUCCGGUCAACGUGAAGAACGAGACCAGUAUUGACGAUGCUGCCCCCAACGUCGCACACGGAGCACAAGGCGCACACUCUGCUGUACUAGAUGGUGUUGCAGAGCUUCCGCCAAAGAAGAGACAGAAGCGCAAUAAGCCAACGUUGAGCUGUUUGGAAUGCGUCGAGCGCAAGACCAAAUGUGAUCGUGGGCGUCCCCAGUGUGUCGCAUGUCUCAAGCGACAAUCAGAAUGCAAAUAUUCAGAUGUCGCCAAUCUAAUUGCAUCGUCAGAAGGCACUCCUGCGCGUACAUCAGCCGCAAGAUCCAAGAAACAGAACAACAUUACCCUGGCUCUUGGCAAGGGCAGUGAAGAGAAGCCUGCAGUUCCCUUUCAGGUUCCAGUACCCACUCCGAGGACCCAGUAUCGAAGCACAUCUUUGUCGUCGACUGGUUCUUCGCCGUUCUUAUUAUCCAACAUUCCUUAUUCCAAUCACACACCAUCGCCCUUCUUUGGGCUCGGCGCAGAACAUCCCUUCGCCAACUACUGGACAAGUCGAGGAGGCUUGGCCGAGGUAGUCGGGGUACUACCGGCCAAGGAUCAAGCUGACAUUCUCGUCAACAAGUACUUCGAUGCCGUUGACCCUGUAUAUCCCAUGGUGCAUCGUCGAAACUUCUAUGCUGACUAUGAACGCUUCUGGUCUCUGCCUCUGUCCGAAAAGCAUGCAGCCGAUCCAGUACUCGUCGCUCUCCACUUUGUCGUAUAUGCCAUGGGGACCCAGUUCAUAUCGAGUCCAUCUGAACAUGAACGUGCACAGAUGGCCGAAUUCUAUGUAUCAGCAUCCCAACAAGCACUGAGGCUGUCUUCAUACCUAAGCAGAGCUUCUGUCCGGACUCUGCAAGCCAUGGUCCUCAUCUGCUAUUUCCUCAUGAACGACAAUCACGCCUCCGAUGCAUGGGCUUUUGGGGGCGUGCUUAUGCGGCAAGCAUAUGCCAUGGGCCUGCAUCGAGAUCCUGAUAUCAUCGCACCUCGGUGUUCACUCAGUGAUAAGCAACAGCGAAGGAAAGUAUGGCAAGCUGUGUACUUUCAGGACACUUUCCUCACCGUCCUCCUCAAACUUCCUCCUACGACGUCCUUCUACGAUGUUCGUGUAGAAGCUCUGACAGAGGAACUCUCGGAUCUUGUCGGCAACGGCGAACAGGAAGCAAUCGGCAGUUCGAACCCCAUGAGCAUCAGUAACAUUGCGCCCACCUCCGACACUUUCCCUCCAUACGAGCUUUCUGAUCGACAAUACAUCCGAUCAAUGUGGCAUAUGGCUAACCUAGUCCAACGGACAGUCUGUAAACCCCGAUCCCUUGAUAGUCCACUCACGUCUUCUCCACAAGACCGCGUCAACCUCAUCAAACAAUAUAGCGACCUGCAUGCCUCAUUCCCCGCCCACCUAUCCACCUCCAACCCCACAGAAGUUGCCCAGUUCGCCACUACGAAUCCCCGUCUCCUGCGCCAAAAUCUGUUCUUCCGCAGCAACUUCUGGCACUGUGUGAUGGUCAUCAACGCCGACGAAAACGAUGCAGGCGGCGUAUCCUGCGACGUCAAGGGAGCUCUUGAAGCUGCCCGGAACGCUCUUCAAGCAUUCUUUGACUUUUGGGAGUAUCUGCGGAUUGAUGCGGCUGUGUGGUGGGUGUUCCAGCAUCGCGCGUUCGAAGAAGCUCUUCUCAUGGCACGCAUCCUUGCCGCUCAGGAGCAACCUCUGGAUCCGUCGCAAUCGGGUCACCACCCAGCCGAUGAUCCCCUGCUCCGCGUCGCCAAGGACGACGCGAGAAAGAUGCUGCAGAUCCUCGAUCUUGUCGGCGGCGCAGCGCCAGAAAUGCAAAAGACUAGGACCGAUAUCUUGAGGUCUGCAUUUGCGGACAUCACGUGGUGAUGCCGUGGUCUGCGGGCCAUCGGAGGCAGUGUGACUAGCAACUAAGAGUGACGUACAACCCCUCUCUGCCGCUCCUAUCAU